Messenger RNA from Trichoderma gamsii, 864 nucleotides. RefSeq lists its product as hypothetical. The transcript has 2 exons. Lineage: Eukaryota; Fungi; Ascomycota; Sordariomycetes; Hypocreales; Hypocreaceae. The coding region runs from base 1 to 864 and encodes 287 amino acids. The record is from RefSeq and is a predicted model, not a curated record.
AUGUCCCCUAUAAAGCAUACAACGGUGAAUGUGUCGUCUCAGGACGCUCGCAACGACAGCGAUCCAUGUCCCGUCUAUACCGAGGAUGCGGAGCCUUUCCUACCAAACAAUACAAUUUCCCCAAAAUGGCUGGUGAAAUCUGUUGACGAUGAAGACGAUAAUAAGGCUAUCGCCGUUGAAAUGGAAAGACGCCGUCGGCAAUACACAACUAUGCAGCGUAUCAUCAUCAGUCCUGAGACACCACCCGAAGUGCGACCAUUUAGAUGGCUCAUCUCCUAUCAUGCGCUUCCCAAGGGAUACAGCAGCGAGCACGGUCAGAAAGGCCCACUGCCGCCCUGGCGCAUGCUUGUGCGGUGCUUUUUAGUCGAUGCUCCCUCCCAGUUAAGCGAUCCGGGUCAGAUAACGUCUAUAAGGUCAUGGAAAGAUUAUCCUGUGACAAAAAGGACAGAGUCUCAUCAUCGUACACAACUUGACGAUGCUCCGCCUAAUAUAACCUGUGGAAAGCGAUUUGUGUUUUCACGCCAGAAACACAAAUUUCUUUACGGAGAUUGGCUUUUCGUCGUCUAUCUCUGGGGUGCGGACCAACCGUGGGUGGACCGUGUUGAUGUACGGAAGUUGCUGUUAUCAUGUAACGUAUUCAGCGUCCAAGCUUGGGAAUGGGCUGAUGCCAAGACGCCAUAUAUGUUUUAUGAACUUCGAAAGGGAGAAGAUGGCGCGCUGGUGGAUACAGCAAACGACACUCCCCAGAGUGAUCGUGACGAUCUAGCGCAGCUUUAUGGCCGUUCACCGGAAAGACUCUCUGAACUGCGCCGUAUUAUGAAUGCUCAGUCAAGGUAUAUCCUUGGACGAUGGACACACUGCUAA